Messenger RNA from Lolium rigidum, 577 nucleotides. Its product is annotated as 60S ribosomal protein L31. Gene Ontology annotation, cellular component: cytosolic large ribosomal subunit; ribosome. The record is from RefSeq and is a predicted model, not a curated record. Gene Ontology annotation, molecular function: structural constituent of ribosome. The transcript has 2 exons. Gene Ontology annotation, biological process: cytoplasmic translation. Lineage: Eukaryota; Viridiplantae; Streptophyta; Magnoliopsida; Poales; Poaceae. The coding region runs from base 61 to 429 and encodes 122 amino acids.
CGCCGCCGGAACCGAAGCAGUCGUCUCGGAGGGAGGAAGCAGCAGCAGCCGAGGGGAGCGAUGGCGGACAAGAAGGGAGGAGCGCCGAGGAAGGAGGAGGUGGUCACCAGGGAGUACACCGUCAACCUCCACAAGCGCCUCCAUGGCUGUACAUUCAAGAAGAAGGCUCCCAAUGCCAUCAAGGAGCUGAGGAAGUUCGCACAGAAGGCUAUGGGCACCUCAGAUGUCAGGAUCGAUGUGAAGCUCAACAAGCACAUCUGGAGCAGUGGGAUCAGAAGCGUGCCCCGUAGAGUUCGCGUGAGGAUUGCCCGCAGGAGGAACGACGAGGAGGAUGCCAAGGAGGAGCUCUACUCUCUCGUCACUGUUGCCGAGGUGCCUGCUGAGGGUUUGAAGGGGCUGGGAACCAAGGUCGUUGACGACACUGAUUAGACUUGAGCUUUGUCUACAUCGUUAGAAUGAGUUGUUAUUUUGCAUUGCAACAGCAUCUAUUUUGUAUCCUGCAAAAGUUUUGGAGUAUGGAACAUUGCAAGCUAUCUAUUUUCCUUCAUCUAAAUUCUGAGGAUUGGUUUGUUGCUCA